AUGCCGCUGCUCUUUCAGAUGACUUUGUGUAUUGACAUCCGUGUGGUUGUCCCCGGAGCCUGGGUGGCCUUCUCUUACAGCUCGGUCCUCGCAACCAAACCUGAGCUGGGCCUGGAGGGGGAUGAUGAGGCGCUGUAUGGGUGGCUGCUGAGGGUCCGACACCGAUUUCCUAUCCGGCUGUCCCCAAAACUCUGGCACAGGGUGUGUCUGAGGAGGGAUGUACCACGCAACUCCUUCAGCCUGGAGGUCGACGGGAGAAUGGUGGCCGAUAGGACGGUCAUCGCUCAGGCCAUCCCCCCCACCGGCUCCCUGUGGCUGGGCUGCCGUCCCAGAGACCGGCCCCCGGGAGCCGCGCUUGGGGAAUUGGAGCUGUACUUGUUCCGCAUGUGGCCGGACGUGGGCCGCCAUGGCCCCUGCGAGGACGGCACUGUGAUUGGCUGGAAUGCUCGGUACUGGGGCGUGACCAGUCCCAGGGCCAGACAGAGAGACCCAUACCUUCUGUGUGGGUCCUCACUAGUAAACUGUAACGUCAGCCAACUCUGCUCCCCUUACAAUGCUUCCUUUUGGAUGUCCAUAACUGUGGAGGUCAAAGGCAGCAACCACCCUGAACACCCCGUCGAAAAAUGGGUGUCAAGUGCGCUUGGUUGCGACAAUGACAAAGGUUUCUGUCCAGGUGACGGAAAACUUCAGAAUGUACAGGUGAACUGCAGAGCAGAUCAAAUAAGACAAACAACCUGCGAUGUGCUGGUGCAGCUCAGCAGAGCCAUCACAGAGUGUGAACUGCAGCUUGCUGCAGAAUCUGCACUGGAGCAAGCUAAAACCACCCAAUUUCAAGCGAGUAUCAGAGGACAGGUGGACAGAGUCGCUCUGUCAUUGAGCCCAACUCCAGCCCAUCUCCACAAUCUCAGACUGAAUCCUGCAGCAGUGAGUAUCAAACCCCCAGGCUUGAACAGAGUCCACUGCUGCAUCUGCUGCUGUAACUGUGUUUUGUCUGUCUCUCAGGUGAAGCGCCUCGCUUUUGUGACUGUACCGCUUUCUGUAGCUCUGCAAUGUUUGGGGGUUAUAAUUGACAUAUGUGAACAAUUCUUUGUUUCCAGGUCAGUGUGCCAGAACAUUAUAAAACACCACAAGCGUGUUCAUCUGGAAUGCCAUGGGACAAAACCCAGUUUGUACAGCUGCAUGGUGAUACUGGAGAUGUCUGGACCUGUGAAUGGUAGCUCCCUGAAAAAACUUUUGCAAGAUGUCAUUGACAACACUGGUGGCAUAACAAUUACAAAGCCACUCACACGCAUGGUGAUAUGUGGUCCUCAGGGUUCGUCUGUCAUUACUCUGUUGGCAUCGAACCUGACCUGGGUUGACAGUGACCUGCUGACCUCUGAUGUGUGCCAACCUAACCCCACUCUGCUUGAAUGUCGGCCAAAUGAGAACCUUGCUGUAUUACUGACUGACAGCUGGCCCACAGAGCCUCCCACAACUAAACAAAACACUACAACAACUCCCGAAGCCUCAACACCAUCUGUGACCAACACUACCGAACAAACUGAAAGGACGCCUGAAAGUUCUACAACAGUUCGACAGGAAAAUGCAUCCCAAGCAACAGCUCAGCCUAACAUGACUACUCCACUCGCAACAAUUCACAGUACACAGCCGUCAACAGAAUUCACAACACUAUCCUCUGUCAACUCAACACUACAAGUGACUACAAAUGAUUCCAUGGGUUCAACGCUAAACGCAACUACACUGCCUCCAAAUCACACAACAACAUACAAUGUAACCACAGCUCCACCUUCAACCAAUCACACAACAGAUUUUAAUAUCACUACAGUUACACAUUCUCCGAAUGACACAACGGCACACAAUGUAACUACAGUCGGGCCAAUUACGCCUACCAAUCACACAACAGUUAACGGUAUAGUUACAGCAACUAGUAAUUACACAACACAGUACAACGUCACUGCAGCUCACAACAGUAGGAACUCAAAUAGUACAAGUAAUACAACAAUAAGCACAUUUACAGCUUCUACCAAUUACACAACAGUUGAAAAUAUAACCACUACUACUGUAACGCAAAACAAAACAGCCACAGACGAUGUAACCACUGCACCAAUCGGGGAAGCACAACAGAACACAACUGCUCCCUCUAAAAACAUGACAACGUCUACCACUGCGAACUAUAUGACUACAUUCCCCAAAAACUCAACUGUGGACAAUGUGACGUCUGUCGUUGACAACGCCACCAAAUCAACUGUAGCUCCACUGAACAACCAGACUGGAAAUCACACCACAGCAAGAGUGACCAACAACACGACAACAACCACCAACAAUGACAACUUCACCACAGCUUCUACUGUCAGUACCACCAUCAAUCCAUCAAACCAAACUACAACUAACGACUUUAACCAGACAACCCAAGUCAAUUUGACAACUACAGCAGCUGACGCCGCGGUUGACGCUACAACUUCAAACACAACGACAACAACUAUGCAUAGUACAGUUACGGCCCAGAUUAACAACACUAUUUCAAAGGUUCCAACGACUUCUUCGGCAACAACUUUCCAAACCACCACGCUCAACAGCACAACCGCAACAAAACCUGAAUUUACCUCCACAACCACCUCAGAGACAACUACAAGCCAAGAGGCCCAGGAGGAACAAGCAGACCAGCUGCUGAAUCAAACACAGGAUGCGUCUAAGUUUAACUCCUCUCAGGUGGCACAGUUGGCGGGGAACUUAGAGAAGCUUCUGGAUGGCCCCAAUGUCUCUCAGGCACUGGGACAAAAGGUUGUAAAAGUAAUAAGCAACCUGAUGGAAGGCGACUCGCUGGCCCUGUCUACAUCUGCUAACAGGCUGAUUAAUCUGGUAGAUGAUCUGGGUCUUAAACUGGUUGUCACUGGUGACAAAGAGGUCCUCUCUGCAGGUUCACUGGUUCUGGCAGUGAGGGAAGUCGAUGGGACCAACUUUCCAGAAACAUCCGUUGACAUUUUCAACACUGAAAAUGUCCAGCUCCGUGCCCUCAGUAGAUCACGGUCCAAGAGGUCCGGGUCUGCUCUUGGGUCCGUAUCCUUGCCCUCCUCCCUCACCAAGGGGCUCAGUCCUGAGCAACAGAAGGAGGCCAACAGGGUCCAGUUCAACUUCUACACCAAACCGGCCUUCUUCCAGGAUGCGACAUUAGAUAACGAAACCCUGGUCAGUCCAGUCCUGGCUGCCAGUGUGGCCAAUCUGUCAAUAAGCAAUCUGGCAGAGAACAUUAGCUUUACCAUCCGAAACAUCAACCCCAUACUUGAAAACUUCACAGCCUCCUGUGCAUUUUGGCAAUUAACCCAGAACGGUGGUGAAGGACACUGGAACUCUACUGGCUGCUUUGUUGUCAACACCACACCAGAAGAAACAACCUGCAGCUGCAACCAUCUCACAUCCUUUGCAAUUCUUCUGGAUUUGUCAAGAGAGGGACUAAUUGACCCUCAGCAGGCUGAAAUCCUUAGUUUCAUCACCUACAUCGGCUGUGGAAUCUCUGCCAUUUUCCUGGCUCUCACCUUACUGACAUAUCUCUCAUUUGAUAAACUGCUGCGGGAUAUUCCUGCCAAGAUCCUGGUUCAGCUCUGCCUGUCCCUCCUGCUCCUCAACCUGGUCUUCCUCCUGGACGGCUGGCUGGCGCUCUACCCGGCCAUCGGGCUCUGCAUUAGCACCGCCUUCUUCCUGCACUACUUCCUGCUGACAUCAUUCACCUGGGCGGGGCUUGAGGCCCUGCACAUGUACCUUAGCAUCGUCCAGGUGUUCACUCCCUACCUCAGCAGAUACAUGCUGAAGUUCUCACUGAUGGGCUGGGGCAUUCCUCUUAUCGUGGUGAUCAUUGUAAUAGCAGUGGACAAAGACAACUACGGUCUGGUCACGUAUGGAAAAUUCACAGAUGGCACUACAGGUGACUUCUGUUGGCUGCGUAAUGACAUCGCCUUCUACGUGGGCGUGGUGGCCUACUUCCUCCUGAUCUUUACUCUGUGCAUGGUGGUCUUCAUCGCCAUUCUGGUCCAGCUGUCCCGGAUCAAAAAGCAGAACCCUCAGAACCAGCCUCCCAACAGGGGAGUGAUGACAGAUCUGCGCAGCAUCGCUGGCCUCAUCAUCCUGCUGGGCCUCACCUGGGGGUUCGCCCUGUUCGCCUGGGGACCCCUCUACAUAGCCUUUGUUUACCUCUUCACUAUAUUCAACUCUCUGCAAGGAUUAUUUGUUUUUAUUUUCCAUUGUGCUGUGAAGGAGAGCGUCCAAAGGCAGUGGAGAACUUACCUUUGUUUCGGGAAACUGCGAUUGCCUGAGAACUCAGCUUGGAGUCGGACGGCCACCCAGAACACCAACAGGGAUAUGUCUACUGUCACGGCAACCACCUCAGCUCCCCUCUUCACCUCCCGAAGCUCCUCCGUCACCAGCAAUGGAACCGUUGGCAGUGACUCUGUGUUUCGGGACAGUGGAAUAUCUGACGGCUCCAACAGCGACGCCGUCCUCAACGAGAUUCACAGACGGAAUCUGUCACUCGGAGCGUCUCACGCCCACCCGGCGGCGGUUCAAUCACAGCCUGUGAAGGCCGGCCCCGGAGGCUGGCAGCAGUCGGCUAUUAAAAAGUUUUUACAUGAGUUCAAAUCUCCGAACAGCAGCACGACCUCUGACGUGAACCAAAUGAGAAAGCGCACUGUGUGA
This is a messenger RNA of Anoplopoma fimbria (sablefish), 4686 nucleotides long. Its product is annotated as adhesion G-protein coupled receptor G6-like. The transcript is spliced from 28 exons. Gene Ontology annotation, biological process: adenylate cyclase-activating G protein-coupled receptor signaling pathway; cell surface receptor signaling pathway. Gene Ontology annotation, cellular component: membrane. Lineage: Eukaryota; Metazoa; Chordata; Actinopteri; Perciformes; Anoplopomatidae. Bases 1 to 4686 code for a protein of 1561 amino acids. Gene Ontology annotation, molecular function: G protein-coupled receptor activity. The record is from RefSeq and is a predicted model, not a curated record.